AUGUCUUCCCUUUUUGAUGCUGUCCUCCAGUCCGAAUUGGGCUCGGGGUCUGGCGCCCGUGACAAUCUCACAUCCGACCACCUGCCGAGCUCUCGCCGCUCAGAGAGCGACCAUCCGACAAGCGACAUCAAUGUCUUUCCUGAUGAUCAAGUCGUCGGAGCCAGCACAUCCGCCGUCAGUCGGCUACGGAAUCCCUAUGCCCCCGGCCCCGCGCCCCUGGUCGACGAAGGUGGAGAAAAUGUGCGACGGUCUUUCGAGGACCUUCUUGAGACCUUUAUGGAAGAGCCAUCGUCAUCCGCACCCCCCUCCUCCGGAGAAAUGCUCAGCGACAAAUACUAUAUUGCCCAGAUCAAGGGCAUGAAGAAAUUCGAGCUAUCUACGCUCUAUGUUGACUUCAACCACCUGACCUCGUAUGAGAACCCCGUGUUGGCCGAUGCCAUUGCACAGCAGUACUACCGAUUUCUGCCCUUCCUGACCAAGGGCCUUCAUAACCUGAUCGCCAAGUAUGAACCGGAAUAUUUUGUAUCCCACCGAUUGGCCUCCAGCGCAUCCACACAACCCAGCAACUCGUUUGCAUCCGCCUAUGCGAGCGUGAACGACAACCCGGAUCUGGAGCGUCACAUUCGGGAGAAGACUCGCCAUCAGCAGACAGAUAAGCUCUUUGCUCUUGCUUUUUACAAUCUACCGUUGGUUUCCCGACUCCGCCAGCUUCGCACAAACCAGAUCGGCAAGCUGCUUUCAAUCUCUGGAACCGUCACCCGAACCUCUGAAAUCCGACCGGAGCUGUGGCUGGGAACUUUUAUUUGCGAGGGUUGCAAGACAGUUGUCCAAAAUGUGGAACAAACCUUCAAGUACACUGAGCCUACCGAAUGCCCGAACGCAACCUGUGGUAACCGGAAUGGCUGGCGGCUGGACAUUGGAAAAAGUACCUUUGUUGAUUGGCAAAAGGUCAAGCUCCAGGAAUCAUCUCACGAAAUCCCAACCGGAAGCAUGCCGCGCACCAUGGAUGUCAUUCUCCGUGGUGAAAUGGUCGAUCGCGCCAAGGCUGGUGAACGCUGCAUCUUCACUGGCACUUUGAUCGUUGUUCCCGAUGUCAGUCAGCUGGGUCUCCCCGGUGUACGCCCUGAGGCUGUUCGAGAUAACAGUUCUUUCCGAGGAAGUGAAAUCGGCGGCGGUGGAGUGUCUGGGCUGAAGGCACUAGGUGUCCGCGACCUGACCUACCGUUUGGCGUUCCUCGGCUGCAUGGUGACCCCAGACACAACUACUCCUGGCCAGAAGCCGGAGCAGCAGCUUAGUGGUCAAGCAAACAACAUUCUCGCGUCUUUGGGCCAGAACCUAGACCGCGAAAUGGACGAUGACAAGGCACAGGAGGCUUUCCUCAAUAACUUGACUGCAACCGAAGUCGAAGAUCUGAAGCGAUUGGUGCACACAGAAUAUAUCUACUCAAAACUGGUGCACUCGAUUGCCCCAAUGACCUGGGGUCACGAGCAGAUUAAGAAGGGUCUGCUCUUGCAAUUGAUUGGCGGUGUCCCCAAAACUACUCAGCAGGAAAGCCUGCAGCUACGUGGUGACAUUAAUGUUUGCAUCGUAGGCGAUCCGUCAACCAGCAAGAGUCAAUUCUUGAAGUACAUUUGCUCUCUCCAUCCUCGCGCAGUCUAUACCAGUGGUAAAGCUUCAUCCGCUGCUGGUUUGACGGCGUCUGUUGUCAAAGAUUCCGAAACUGGAGAGUUUACUAUCGAAGCCGGUGCGCUGAUGCUCGCGAACGGAGGUGGUAUUUGCGCCAUUGAUGAAUUCGACAAGAUGGACAUCGCCGACCAAGUCGCCAUCCACGAAGCUAUGGAACAACAAACCAUUUCCAUCGCCAAGGCCGGCAUCCACACGACUCUCAACGCCCGCGCCUCUAUUCUCGCCGCAGCCAACCCCAUUGGCGGCCGAUACAACCCGAAGCUGACACUGCGUCAGAACCUCAAUUUCAGCGCACCCAUCAUGAGUCGAUUCGAUGUAUUUUUCGUCAUCCGCGACGAGCCUCGCGAAGACGCGGACAGAAAAUUGGCCAAGCACAUUGUCGACGUGCACAUGAACCGCGACAAGGCCAUCGACCCCCCUCUGACCACGGAACAGCUGCAGCGAUACAUCCAGUUCGCGCGCACAUUCCGCCCCAUUUUCACUGAGGAGGCCAAGGCCCUGCUUGUCCAGCGAUACAAGGAGCUUCGUGCCAACGACACGCAAGGCGUGGGACGCAACUCAUUCCGUAUUACCGUGCGUCAGCUCGAAUCUAUGAUCCGAUUAUCCGAGGCCGUCGCCAAGGCGAACUGUGUCGAGGAGAUCAGCGAGGAAUUCGUCGACGAGGCGUACGAUCUGCUCCGCCAGAGCAUCGUGACCGUCCAAAAGGACGACGUUGAGUUUGACGAUGAGCCGGCCCGUAAACUGGACGAAGACCAUGAGAUGGCCGACCGGGAUCGCGAUGGCGACAGCCCCAUGCGUGAGGAACCGGAUGAUGAGCAGCAGCAGCAGCCGACACGCGUGAAGACCAAGAUCACUUAUGAGAAGUACGCCACGAUCCUGAACUAUGUUGUGCAGCGCAUCCGCGAGGACGAAGUCAACCAGGGCGAGGGUGUCGAGCACGAGGACUUGAUCGUCUGGUACCUGGAGCAGAUUGAGGACCAGAUGGGUGGCGAGGAGGACAUGCUUCGCGAGCGUGACCUGUGCGCCAAGGUCAUCAAGCGCAUGGUCAAGGAGCGCAUCGUCCUGCGGAUCGCGUCGAGUCUUGACGAGGAUGCGGCAACACAGGCGACUGAUGCUGGCGAGAAGGUUCUCUACGUGCUGCAUCCGAACGUCGCAUUCGAGGAUCUGUAG
Molecule: messenger RNA, 2856 nt
Organism: Penicillium macrosclerotiorum
Lineage: Eukaryota; Fungi; Ascomycota; Eurotiomycetes; Eurotiales; Aspergillaceae
Product: MCM DNA helicase complex subunit MCM6
Exons: 3
Coding region: 1-2856 (951 amino acids)
Biological process (GO): mitotic DNA replication; DNA replication initiation; double-strand break repair via break-induced replication
Cellular component (GO): MCM complex; nucleus
Molecular function (GO): ATP binding; single-stranded 3'-5' DNA helicase activity; single-stranded DNA binding
Source: RefSeq, a predicted model, not a curated record